Megalobrama amblycephala (Wuchang bream) is the source of this 5964-nucleotide messenger RNA. RefSeq lists its product as uncharacterized. The transcript has 12 exons. The record is from RefSeq and is a predicted model, not a curated record. NCBI's taxonomy places the organism in Eukaryota, Metazoa, Chordata, Actinopteri, Cypriniformes, Xenocyprididae. The coding region runs from base 1291 to 2340 and encodes 349 amino acids.
ACUGCUCAACUGUCAUUUUCUGCAACCAGGUAGGCUCCGCCCAUAAAAAACGUCAUCGCUGUUUGCAAACACCAAAUUGGUCUGUAGAUCAGUGAUUCCCAACCAUGAGUAUGUGGAAAGAUUUUGAUGUUGCUUUGUGACUUUAAUGUUACAUAAUAUCCAGUAUAAUAUGAGAAUAAUAAGUAUGGUGUUGAUAAGGGGUACUUGAGCUUAGUGAUGGACCUGUGGAGGUUGGGAAACACUGCUGGCUAUCUACAAAAUGAGCAAGAAAUUAAGGAUGACAGAUUAAUCACACCAGGGUAUCUUACAGUACAUGCAUUUUAUUAGGUGGAUACAUCUGUGGAGGUUUAUUUCAGUCAUUGAUUUGGCACAAACUAUUCAAACAAAUUUUUGAAGACUCACAAGUUUUAAAAAAGGCAAAGACACAUCAAAGAGUCAAAUUAAAAUGCAUUAGACUAGACUAGCCCCUUAGGUUAUUCGCUCAUAUUUCGCUCACAAAAUUACUUUAUUCACUCUUGCGCCACCCAGUGAAAACAAAUAUCUCAGGAACCGAAUAUAUUGUAACACCAGGUCACAGGCUGGAGGACAGAGGAGUGAGGAAACGAGUAUCCAUUUAAGUAUGGCAAGCCGUUUUAGCAUUAAAUACUCCUUCCCAUACUAGUCAUAAAUCAGUUUUGACUAGUCAUAAUUCCAGUUCCAGAUAUCUCUUCUGCAAUUUUGACUCGUCGUAAUUGCAAUUAAGAUAUCUACAAUGUGAUUGUGACUAGUCAUAAUAUGCAUUGAAGAUAUCUACAAUGUUAAUUUGACUAGUCGUAAUAUACAUUACAGAUAUCUACAAUGCUUUUAUGACUAGUCAUAUUCUUCCAUUGACUUCAAUUGGAAAAUAUUUUCAGAUAUCUACAAAUGAGUUUUGACUAGUAGAAAUUGUAAUUAAAGAUAUCUCCAAUUUGAUUAUGACUAGACAAAACCCAGUUAGAGAUAUCUCAAAUUAUAAUUUGCACUAGUGGUGAUUUAAAUUAGAGAUAUCUCUAAAUUAGAGAUAUCUCCAACCAUGUCAUCAGAUCAAGAGAUGCCGCUAGCGACCUUUGACAGAAUUUUAACAGCAUCUUAAGAGCCAGACAACAGCUCUCAGUUAACACUAAUAACAACCUCCUUACUUCAACUAGACGCCUUUUCCGGCAUCAGGUCCAACAACUUCACAGUAAGUCGGGCUGUGCUAUGUAACCAUUUCCAUAAUAAACAGUAAUUUACCAAUGUUUAAGAUAUUAUUUAACUGUGUAUUUUUUGUGUAUGCCAGGACCACCGGGAAGGCAAGAAAAUUCUGUCUGGCAAACACACCUUUUCCUCCUCUCUGGCCCAGAUAUUGAGAUUUUACCAUCUACAACAGAGCUUGAGCGGUUUGCGAACAUGGGAUUGGGUAGACCAGUGCAUGAAACAACAGGGAGAGGAAUCCAGCGAUCAAAAAUUCAAUUAAAUUGGACUCUGUCUGAAUUGGACAAUUUUGUCUGCCAGUGCUACCCAACUACCCAACCCAAUUUAAACUUAAUAGGUUUUCAUUUGGCAAGAGCAGGAAAAGGACGGAAGAUAGAAAAAGUGCAUGCAAAUAGUGUGAAAGACCUAAAAAAAGCAAUUGGAAAGGGCAGGCUCUAUAUAGUCCCAAGAGCUGAGGUUUCACAGGUAAUGACACCAUCCGCAGCCAUUCCCCAGAACUCACAACAUCCAUCCAACACUACAGCACUUGAUGAAACAUCCUUCAAUGCUGAGACUACAGAAUCUGUUAAUCUGUGUGUAAUGAAACCAUCCGCAGGCAUUCCCCAGAACUCACAACAACCAUCCAACACUACAGCACUUGAUGAAACCUUCUUCAAUGCUGAGACCCCAGAAUCCAUAAAUCUGCGUGAGUGGCAAGCUAUACGUUCCCAGCAAGAUGAAGAAUAUAAUGCUUUGUUGGCAGAUAUACAAAAGGUAAUUUUUGACUAUUUGCAGUUUGCUUGCCAAGGUUCAAUUUUGUUUAAAACAAAAAUGUGUAAUACAUAUAUGGUAUUGCAGGACAGAAGGAGGCACUGCUAUGAGGUUCUGGAAGAAAAGCGCAAAAAGGCCAUUGAGGAAAGACGCCAGCGAAUGGCAGCCCGUGUUGAACCUCUAGAUGGGGAAUAUCUGAAAGCUAAAUAUCCAAAUGGAGAUGUGAAUAAGAGGAAGUUCAUCAUGUCUGAUCCAAUUCAAGACUUGUUUGAUUUUAUUGGACAAGAUGAAAUGGCCAGUGAGGUGUUCAGAAUCCAGGAAGCUACUUCUUCAGAUGCUAUCGAGAGCACUUCUACUGGGUCAAUUUCAGAUACAUGACAGAUUAUAACUCAUCAUGCCCAAAUGUAUAGAGUCAGUAAAAGUUACAGUCUACAUUAAUGUCUGUGUGUAAGUGUUUGGAAUCUUUUCCAGUGUAAGUAAAUAGUUUUCAAAUGUGUUGAGUUCCUCCUUAGAAUGAAAAAAGUGUCAUAAAAAAGUGUCAUAAAGUGUGCUUCAAGCUUAACUCAGAAUAGAGCAUACUCAGCAUAGAGUAAGAGGUUGAUUCUUGGGAUUUAAGAAUCAGAUUGUCUAAAUGAGAAUUGAUUCAAUUUGAGAAAUCAACAAUUUUAACUCAACAUUAUAGUUCUUUGUUCUUUUAAUUUCAGGAAAAACACUGUGACCCUGUAAAUGUUGCCCAGCCUCCAGUGGAUUCACCCUUUGUUCAGCCUUCAGUGGCUCUAUCCCCAGUGCAGUCUCCAGUCGCUCUGACCUCUGCCCAGUCUCCAGUUGCUCUGACCUCUGCCCAGUCUCCAGUUGCUCUGACCUCUGCCCAGUCUCCAGACGCUCUGACCUCUGCCCAGUCUCCAGUCGCUCUGACCUCUGCCCAGUCUCCAGACGCUCUGACCUCUGCCCAGUCUCCAGUCGCUCUGACCUCUGCCCAGUCUCCAGUUGCUCUGCCCUCUAUACAGCCUUCUGUGGCUUUGUUCACAGCCCAGACUCCAUUCGUUAAUUUUAAUUUUGAAGACCAACCUACAGAGCCAAUUGUCAUUGAUAUUGAUGAAGAGACACCACUUAGUUCUCCAUCUCCCCAGCCAUCAGACAUUGUAAAUCUAUUCCUAAUAGAUCAAGGGAGGUCCGUGGCCCUAGAUGAGGUUGACCUACAGACCAUUCUAAAAAAACUGCAAAGCAAAAUUGAUGGAAACAUCUGCCCAACAGCAAACUAAAUAAAUGUGUUCAGAGAAAACGUACUACAGUGCAGCCUGCAAGCUGUCAAGCGGCAACGAUUCAACCCACAAGCAAAAUUAGAUGUAGUGUUUGUUGAUGCUAAGGAAAAUGGGGAAAGGGCAAUAGAUGAAGGCGGCCCUACUAGAGAAUACUUGCGGUUGCUGAUGCGGGCCAUCCAUCAAUCAAAUGUCUUUCAGGGCCAUGAGAAAGACCGGAGUUUGGCUCUAGACACACAAGCUUUGGAGAAUAGGUUGUAUGCAUCAGUGGGGAAGAUGAUUGCUGUGUGUGUCGUCCAUGGAGGAGUUGGCCCACAUUUCUUCUCCGAAAGGCUUUUUCAGCAGAUCUGUGGUAUGCCAACAUCCUCUGCCUCAGUGGAUGAGGUUGGAGAUCAUACAUUGAGGGAGCAACUAAUCAAGAUACAGGAAGCAACAACUGUUCAGGAGGCAAAUUGUGCCAUUACAGAAGCAGCAGACAGCUUAAAUAUCAUUGGUGCCUUGAAAUAUAUAUCACACCUGACAGAAAGGAACUCUCUUGUCCAGUCAGCGGCAGAGUUCUUUGUAAAUGGAAGACUGAGAGCUGCCUUGGACCAGUUUUCAGAAGGGUUGCUGGAAGAGAUGAAAAAAUAUCCUGCACUUUUUUAUGACAUGUUCAUCAAGCAAAGGACCUCUGCAGUCUUUUUCAUGUGAAAUUUUCCCCACAAGGCAGCAACAGGAGGGCAAAGGAAAACCAGACCAUAUGCUACUGGACUGACUGGUUGAUCUACGUUGAAGAGGGAGAGACUGAUGGAUUCACCCUUGAGAUGAUAAUGGAGUUUGCCACUGGAGCCUCCACAGUGCCACCUCUGGGUUUCCCCCACCACCCAGAAAUAGAGUUCCUCCAUCAAGACGGGAAAAUCUUUCCAGAGGCCAAUACUUGCCUCAUUAUACUACGACUGCCGAUACACACAGACUAUGAAAUGUUCAAGACCUACAUGACAGAGGGAAUCAUGCAGAGCCCAUAUUUUGGUGUUGCCUGAACUGGAUAAAUCUAGAACUACACUGUACAUCCAUAAUGGAUGGGGUUUUGUUGCAUUGUGGUGAGUUUGUAUCUUGUUGUCACUGUUGUUAAAAGGAGAGUUAGCCCAAAUAUGAAAAUUGUCACUGUUCACUCACCCUCAGAUAGUACCAAUGUAUUAGUUUUUUGUUUUUGGAAUGAAACAAAACAAUGUUAAUUUUUCCUCUUUUAAAAAAGGAAUAGUUCAGCAAAGAAAAUUAAUUGUUGUCAAUGAUUUAUGACUUACAGAAGUCUCAUGCUUUAAGCUUUAAUAUUACCUUUUUACAUAAAGUAAUUUUAGGUACAGUUACAACUGAGUACAGCUUUUAUUAAUUUAAAGUUCCAUUUACAGUUUUUUACAAUCACUUUGCUACUAUUUUCAGAACCUUGAUGUCAUUUUUCACAACUCUAGACACAAAACUCACAACCAAUGAUCAAAAUGCACAUUUUUCAAAACUCUAAUCCUUUUCUCAAUUGCUUUGAUACAAUACACAUAAAACUUAGAUCAUUCGUUCAUUCAACAAAAAUCACCUGUUCAAUAUGACACAACUUAACAUCAAAGUACUACUAUUUCAAAAGGCAAUUCACACAUUACAUUUCAAAUGAGUGUCUAUUCAUUUCCUUACAAUGAUCUAACUAUCUAUUGAUACAACUGCUCAAAAUGAUAAGUAACUGUUGCAUCACUCUUAAUGCAUAGUUGUAUGGAAACAGAAAAACAAUCUUCCAUGUUUACUGUAAAUCAUGAAAGUUUCAAGAUAACGAGAUUCAUUGUCACCAAUUAGCGUGGAGCAUGAACCAAUUAGACUACAAUAUCUAUGGAUGUAGCCCAAUAUUUUAUCAUAAUGCUUCAUCAGACACUGUGUCUAUGGCCCCAAAUACUGUACCACCUUCUCACACUGCAAAAAAUGCUGUUCUUACUUGGAGUUUUUGUCUUGUUUCUAGCCAAAAUAUCUUAAAGUUCUUAAAUCAAGAAGCAUUUUCUUGACAAAUAAAAAUUAUUUUCUUGUUUUCAGGAAAAACUUACUUACAGUCUUUUACAAUCACUUUGCUACUAUUUUCAGAACCUUGAUGUCAUUUUUCAAAACUCUAGACACAAAACUUGUAACACAGGCUGUCUAGUGUUCAAAACAUUGCAUUGUGCAUUCACAUCUUUAAAGAAAUCUUGCACUUGCACAAUCAUUGGUUCAAAACACAAAUUUACUGUGAAAUACCAUUGAAACAUAACUAUAGAUCACCCACACACAAGCAACCGAUAGUUUCACUGUGUCAUUGUUCGUACAAUCAUUAAAUAUUGUAGAACAAAAUAGGUGAUACAGGUUUCAUUAUGGUACUACAUGUAUAGUAAAUACAUCUCUUUAAAAGUACUGCAGUAGUAGAGAGAAUACUACAGACACAGAAUCAUUGAACAAAGUUUGUAAUAUAUUGAUGAAAAACACUACAGUACAAUCACAACAUAGCUUUAUUUGAAUCAAAGCAAAAAUAAUUAGCUAUGAAAUAGAAAAGAAAAGACAGUACUGUAAAACAUCAAAUGCAGUGUUCCUCAACUUGCUUGUACUGUAAGAAACAAAACAGGAGUGCACUGCAAAACAUGCUGUUCUUACUUAGAGUUUUUGUCUUGUUUCUAGUCAAAAUAUCUUAUAUUCAUGAAGCAUUUUCUUGACAAGUAAAAAUUAUUUUCUUGUUUUCAGGAACAAUAAGUCAAAAUUA